AAAAAAAAAGUAAUAAAGCAAACGACGCCGUAAAGGACGUUAACAACAAGAUGUCAACAACUACCUCAAAUAUUCACACAGAAGGCUCAAUUGCUCCGAGAGUGAAGGAGGGAGACCGAUCAUCAAACUGGCGGCAACAAAUCAUUGAUUUUCAGGGUCCUAGUAUAUAUGCAUUUAUAUUAUGGAGCUGAAUACUUUCAGAGGAUCUUUUGAACAUGUAGUGAAGAAGCGAAAGUUAUCAUCUUCAAAUUGCCUUCAAGUGGUUGAUAAAAUUAACCAUGAACUUGAGCGGGCUUUGUUAAGAGUGCAAUCAGAUCAAGACCUUACCCUCACAGUGGAUCCUAAAUCCAUUUUGAAGGAUCUGAAAUCUAAGCUUGAUGAAUUUGGCCCAGAAAAGGAGUUGGAGAGCUCACAGAAAGAGCUAAACACAAAUCUCAGCAAAACUCAGAAGCUCCUUGAGAAAGCACUAAACCCUGACAUAUCGAAGGCAAACAGAAAGAUUGAGUUUGAUGGUCAGACAAUGAAUAAGAUAAUCACAGAUCAUCUCCUUUCCCAAGGCAUGUUUGAUGUUGGGGACUGUUUAAUUAAAGAGACAGGUGCACCAGAAGCUAAUUUGCUACGAUCUCAGCUGUUAGAGAUGUACCAGAUUCUGGAGGCUCUUCACACUAGAAAUUUACAACCUGCCUUAAACUGGGUGACUGUAAACCAUGAAAAGCUGAAAGAAAAUGGUUCAAGUCUUGAGCUGAAACUUCAUCAGGUGCGAUUUAUGGAGUUAGUGCAGCAAGGGAGCCAAAGUGAUGCCCUCAAGUAUGCCAGAGCCCACCUUGCUCCUUUGGCUUGUUCUCAUAUGGAUGAGAUUCAAAAACUUAUGGCCUGUCUUGUAUGGAUAGGUAAGCUUGAGAAAUGCCCUUAUUUUAAACUGUUGGCUAUAACUAAUUGGGAAAAGUUGGGCGAUGAACUAUCACGACAGUUCUUUCUACUGUUAGGCCGGUCUUGUCGUCUGCCACUGGCGGUGGCUGUAGAAGCGGGAUCUAAAACAUUGCCUAGUCUGUUGAAGCUCAUGAAUUUGAUGGGUGUGAAAACACAGGAUUGGCAAGUGAUGGAGGAACUUCCAUUCCCAGUGGAUCUUGGAAAGAGUUUCCAGUUCCAUUCAACGUUCAUAUGCCCGGUGACUAGGGAUCAAGGAACUCUAGAGAAUCCUCCAAUGUUGUUACCUUGUGGCCAUGUUCUAUGCCGGCACUCCAUCUUGAAAAUGUCCAAGAAUAACAGCAGGACCUUUAAAUGCCCAUAUUGCCCCCUUGAUUCCUCAGUUGCACAAUGCAGGCAACUGCAUUUCCCAUGAUGAUUGUAUACUUCCUUUUGUUGUUUCUUGCCUAGCACAAAUCUCUGGAGUUAUAUACUCCGUAUUUAGUUAUUACUUAAAGUUUCAACACCCAUCUGAUAUUUUAGCUGUUUCGUUCAUGUCAAUGCUUGUAUUUUGUGAUCCGAAGGCUAUACAAGGGAACUAGUGAAGAUCUCGGGGAAGUCCUCCAACCUGCA
Spinacia oleracea (spinach) is the source of this 1539-nucleotide messenger RNA. Its product is annotated as protein RMD5 homolog. Gene Ontology annotation, biological process: proteasome-mediated ubiquitin-dependent protein catabolic process. Lineage: Eukaryota; Viridiplantae; Streptophyta; Magnoliopsida; Caryophyllales; Amaranthaceae. Gene Ontology annotation, cellular component: nucleus; GID complex; cytoplasm. The transcript is spliced from 2 exons. The record is from RefSeq and is a predicted model, not a curated record. Bases 182 to 1342 code for a protein of 386 amino acids. Gene Ontology annotation, molecular function: ubiquitin protein ligase activity; protein binding.